CACUGGGCCAGUCAGCAGCAGGAUCAGGAUGAGAAGAUGGCUGGCUGUGUGUUUCCAAUGGGACCAGAGAGCUUUCAGCGCUUCACGCCGGACUCCCUGGCGGCCAUCGAGCAGCGCAUCGCCCAGGAGCGGGCACGACGCAACAAACACUACCAGGAGGACCUGGGUGACGUGGUGCUCCCCCGGCGCCGGCCCGACCUGGAGGCAGGGAAACAGCUGCCGCGAAUCUUUGCCGACAUCCCGUCUCAUCUGGUUGGCGUUCCCCUGGAGGACAUCGACCAGUACUACUUCAAAGGCAAGAGGACCUUCAUAGUCCUGAACAAAGGGAAGGCCAUCUUCCGCUUCAAUGCCACGUCCGCUCUCUACAUCUUCAGUCCCUUCAACCCCAUCCGCAGAAUCUCCAUCAAGAUCCUGGUUCAUUCAUUAUUCAGUCUGUUCAUCAUGUGCACCAUCCUGACCAACUGCUGCUUCAUGGCCAUGUCAGAACCGGCGUACUGGGCCAAGUACCUGGAGUACACCUUCACAGGUAUCUACACCUUCGAGUCGUUGAUAAAGAUCUUGGCGAGGGGGUUCUGCGUGGGGCCCUUCACCUUCCUGAGGGACCCCUGGAACUGGCUCGAUUUCAGCGUCAUUGUCAUGGCAUAUGUCACUGAGUUUGUGGACCUGGGUAAUGUGUCAGCCUUACGGACGUUCAGGGUGCUGCGAGCGCUCAAAACCAUCUCUGUCAUCCCAGGCCUGAAGACGAUCGUGGGCGCUCUGAUCCAGUCGGUGAAGAAGCUGGCGGACGUGAUGAUCCUCACCGUGUUCUGCCUGAGCGUCUUCGCCCUCAUUGGCCUGCAGCUGUUCAUGGGGAACCUGCGGCAGAAAUGUGUCCGCAACACGGCACACUGCCUCAACGACAGCAUGUCCGCCAAUGCCUCCUUCCUCUGCAACAACAAGACCUGGGCGUCGCUGCACGACUUCAUCAGCGAUGAGGACAACUUCUACAAAGUGGAGGGAGCCAAGGAUGCCUUAAUCUGUGGGAACAGCAGCGACGCAGGGAAGUGCCCGGAUGGUUUUGACUGUCUGAAGGCGGGCAGGAAUCCAAACUACGGCUACACCAGCUUCGACAGCUUCGGCUGGGCCUUCCUGUCUCUGUUCCGCCUCAUGACGCAGGACUACUGGGAGAACCUCUAUCACCAGACGCUGCGUUCUGCAGGUAAGACCUACAUGGUGUUCUUUGUGGUGGUGAUCUUCCUGGGCUCCUUCUACCUGGUGAACCUGAUCCUGGCCGUAGUGGCGAUGGCGUACGAAGAGCAGAACCAGGCCACCAUCGCUGAGGCCUGCCAGAAGGAGCGCGAGUUUCAGGUUGCCAUGGAGAGGCUGAAGAAGGAGCAGCAGGGUGCUGCGCAGAAGCUUCUGGACUCGGACUCAAUGAUGUCACCGGAUUUGUCCCCGUUCGUCCUCCCAUUGGACGGAUCGGAGGAGAGGAGGCGGAGCCAGGCGCUGGUGGGCGUGGGCGACGUGGAGGCCAACCUAUCAGAGGAGAAGCUACUGCAGGUGGACUUGAUGGAGGGGGGAAAGCCCCUCCACCCCCUCCUGGGCCGCUCCUUCUCCUCCAGGACGCGGAGGAGCAGUCAGGUGUCCUCCAUCUUCAACUUCCGCCUGCGGAGUCGGGGGUCAGAAGGGGAGAUGGCUGACGAUGAGUACAGCGUGCCGGGGGACGUGACGGAGGGCGUGGGGGGGCGCACCUACAGCGGUGGCACCUUCAGUGGCAUCCUGCCCCACCCCUGGCCCAAACGCAGGCCGAGCACCUACAGCAACGCCAGCAGGAACUCCCAGGUAUUUUAUCCAACUUUAAACGUCAACGGGAAGCUGUUUGUGGCCAUGGACCAGAACGGGGUUUCCCCCCCACCUCUGCAAGGGCAGCUGCCCGCCUGCACCAUGGAGAAGGUCAAGGAGGAGAGUGUCCCCACCUCCACCACGGAGCUCAGCACCAUGCUGUUACCUCGCCCUUCGUCCAUGCAGGGCUCUGUGCAGAGAGGGAGGGCUCUCAGUGCGGCCAGCUACCUCACCGACGCCAUGGAGGAGCUGGAGGAGGCCCAUAAGAAGUGCCACCCGUGCUGGUACGUGUUCGCCCACAAGUACCUGGUGUGGGAGUGCUCCCCCUCCUGGCUGAGGCUGAAGCAGCUGGUGAACAUCAUGGUGAUGGACCCCUUCCUAGACCUGGCUAUCACCGUGUGCAUCGUCCUCAACACGCUCUUCAUGGCCAUGGAGCACUACCCCAUGACCGACGAGUUCAACGGCAUGCUGAGCAUCGGCAACCUGGUGUUCUCGGGGAUCUUCACAGCAGAGAUGUUGCUGAAGAUCAUCGCUCUGGAUCCAUAUUAUUACUUCCAGACGGGCUGGAACAUCUUCGACAGCAUCAUCGUCUGCCUCAGCCUGAUGGAGCUCGGCCUGUCGGACGUGGAGGGGCUCAGCGUGCUCCGCUCCUUUAGACUGCUUCGUGUUUUUAAGCUGGCCCGCUCAUGGCCGACACUCAACACCCUGAUAAAAAUCAUCGGUAACUCCAUGGGCGCUCUGGGAAACCUGACGCUCGUCCUCGCCAUCAUCGUCUUCAUCUUCGCCGUGGUCGGCAUGCAGCUGUUCGGCAAAAACUACCAGGACUGUGUGUGUAAGAUCUCGAAGGACUGCACCCUCCCUCGCUGGCACAUGAAGGACUUCUUCCACUCCUUCCUCAUCGUCUUCAGGGUGCUGUGCGGCGAGUGGAUAGAAACCAUGUGGGACUGCAUGGAGGUUGCCGGGCAGCCGCUCUGCUUACUCGUCUUCAUGCUGGUCAUGGUCAUUGGAAACCUGGUGCUGCUGAACCUCUUCCUGGCUCUGCUCCUCAGCAGCUUCAGCUCUGAUAACCUUUCGGCUCCGGACGAUGACGGAGAAAUGAACAAUCUGCACAUUGCCAUCCAUCGGAUCACAAGAGGACUGGCCUGGUGCCGCAGACAGGUUAUAGAUUUUUUCAACGGGAACCUGAAGCGUCGACGUCAGAAGAGGAAAGAAGCCAAAGCCAUGAUGAAGCUCAAACGCCUAAGCACCAUCCACACCGAAGCCAAUGGAGCCGUCAUAGGCCGUCAUGUGGAGAAGUACGUUGUUCCGGAGGAAGACAGCUACAUGACAAACCCCAAUCUCACCAUCAGCGUCCCCAUAGCCCCCGGGGAGUCAGACGUGGAGUUCCCCGAAGAGGAGGAGGAGGAUGAGGGCGAGGAAGGGGAUGAGGACCAGAGCGAGGGCUCCGAGGAAGAGGAGGAGGAGGAGGAGAGGGAAGAGGAGAAAGAUGUAAUCAGCCAGUCAGAGGGCAGCACAGUGGACCUGAGGAAGCCCGGCGAGGAAGAGGACGAAUACUCUGAGAUGGCUGAGGAAGCCAUGGAGCCCGAGAACUGCUUCCCUGACUUCUGUACGUCCAGGUUCAGGUGCUGUGACGUGGAUACGAGUGGGGGCUCGGGACAAAACUGGUGGAGGCUGAGGAAGACGUGUUUUCAGAUCGUAGAGCACAGCUGGUUCGAAUCCUUCAUCAUCUUCAUGAUCCUGCUGAGCUCCGGAGCCCUGGCCUUUGAGGACAUCUACAUCGAGCAGAGGAAGGUGGUGAAGGUGGUGCUGGAGUACGCUGAUAAGAUCUUCACCUACAUCUUUAUUCUGGAGAUGCUCCUCAAGUGGCUCGCUUACGGCUUCAAGAAAUACUUCACCAACUACUGGUGCUGGCUGGACUUCCUCAUCGUAGACAUCUCAGUGUUGGGUCUGCUGGCUCAGUUCCUGUCUUUGGACCACCUCUCCACCAUGCGGGUGCUGAAGACCCUCAGGGCCCUGCGUCCUCUCCGGGCCGCGUCCCGUCUCGCUGGUAUCAGGGUGUCGUUGGUCAGUAUGGUGGCCAACACUUUGGGUUACUCAGAUUUCGCCGCCAUCAAGUCCCUGCGGACUCUGCGCGCGCUGCGGCCCCUCAGAGCCCUCUCCAGAUUUGAAGGCAUGAGGGUGGUGGUGAACGCUCUGAUCGGGGCGAUCCCCUCCAUCAUGAACGUGCUGCUCGUUUGCCUCAUCUUCUGGCUCAUCUUCAGCAUCAUGGGCGUCAACCUGUUCGCCGGCAAGUUCGGACGCUGCGUCAACCGCACGGGUCACAUCUACGAGUCGGCCUUCAUCAACAACAAGUCCGAGUGCAAGGCGCUCAACGACACCUCGCUCUACUACUGGACCAAGGUCAAGGUCAACUUCGACAACGUGGGGGCGGGGUACCUGGCGCUGCUGCAAGUGGCAACCUUCAAAGGCUGGAUGGAUAUCAUGUAUGCAGCGGUGGAUUCACGAGCUGUGGAGGAGCAGCCCAUCAAAGAGAUCAAUCUGUACAUGUACCUUUACUUCGUCAUCUUCAUCAUCUUCGGCUCCUUCUUCACCCUCAACCUCUUCAUUGGAGUCAUCAUUGACAACUUCAACCAGCAGAAACGAAAGUUAGGAGGACAGGACAUCUUCAUGACGGAGGAGCAGAAGAAAUAUUAUAACGCCAUGAAGAAACUCGGCUCCAAAAAACCACAGAAACCCAUCCCCAGACCUACGAACUCUGUGCAGGGCUUCUUCUUCGACCUGGCGGGGAAGCAGGCCUUCGACAUCAUCAUCAUGGUGCUGAUCCUCUUCAACAUGAUCACCAUGAUGGUGGAGACGGACGAGCAGUCCCCACAAAUGGAGUACAUCCUGAACAAAAUCAACCUGGCCUUCAUCAUCGUCUUCACCUUCGAGUGCUUCGUCAAGAUUGUGGCGCUGCGCUGCUACUUCUUCACCGUCGGCUGGAACAUCUUCGACUUCGUGGUCGUCAUCCUCUCCAUCGUCGGUAUCGUUCUUGCGGACAUCAUUGAGAAGUACUUUGUGUCACCAACGCUGUUCCGAGUGAUCCGGUUGGCCCGUAUCGGACGUGUUCUGCGGCUCAUCCGAGGCGCUAAGGGCAUCCGGACGUUAUUGUUUGCCCUCAUGAUGUCCCUCCCUGCGCUCUUCAACAUCGGGCUCCUCCUCUUCCUUGUUAUGUUCAUCUACGCCAUUUUUGGCAUGGCGAACUUUGCCUACGUGAAGCGCCAGUCAGGCAUCGAUGAUAUGUUCAACUUCGAGACAUUUGGGAACAGCAUGAUCUGUUUGUUCCAGAUCACCACCUCCGCGGGGUGGGACAGCCUCCUGAGCCCCAUCCUCAACAACUCGCCCGAGGAGUGCAACGCCAGCAUCCCCCACACGGGCACCACCGUGAAGGGUAACUGCGGCAACCCAUCGGUGGGCAUCACCUUUUUCGUCACCUACAUCAUCAUCUCCUUCCUCAUCGUGGUGAACAUGUACAUCGCCAUCAUCCUGGAGAACUUCAGCGUGGCCACGGAGGAGAGCACGGAGCCGCUGAGCGAGGACGACUUUGAGAUGUUCUAUGAAGUUUGGGAGAAGUUCGACACCGAGGCCACGCAGUUCAUCGAAUAUGCCAAGUUGUCCGAUUUUGCAGACACGCUGUCAGAGCCUCUGCGCAUCAGCAAGCCUAAUAAGAUCAAACUAAUCUCUAUGGACCUUCCCAUGGUCAGCGGGGAUAAGAUCCACUGCCUGGACAUCCUCUUUGCAUUCACAAAGCGCGUCCUGGGCGAGUCAGGCGAGAUGGACGCCCUAAAGCAGCAGAUGGAGGAGAAGUUCAUGAUGGCAAACCCAUCCAAGAUCUCCUACGAACCGAUAACAACGACUUUGAGGCGAAAACAGGAAGACGUGUCGGCCGCCGUGAUCCAAAGGUGCUACCGGAGGCACCUGAUUCGGCGGCAGCUGAAGGCCGCCUCUUACUUAUACCGCCAGAUCACGACACCUCGGCACGCGGGGGGUGAAGCAGAAGAAGGAAGCGAGGGGGUGUUGGUGGACGACGCACCUGAGAAAGAAGGGUUGAUUGCCACCAUGAUGAGGGAAAACUAUGGCUCGAGUUUAUUAGCAAUGGAGUGCUCUGAGACUAUUUCCGCAACCUCCUCCCCGCCAUCCUACGACAGUGUGACGCGAGCCACAUCGGAGAUAUUUCACCCGCUCGCCGCCAAGACAGAAACUAUUGCCAUUGACACCCUGGACAGCGAACCAAGCGAACGAUUACCGUCGUUGGACAGACAGCAGGACACCGUACCAUAGCGCGAAGCAAAUUGCAAAAAAAUCCUAGUUUUGGGUUCGUCCUUUGUUUACUGAAUGUACCAUAGCUGAGAAACGCUGAGGAAGGCGGCAAAAAGGGGAGCUAGGAGGAGUUGCUUAAAAGAACAAAGAGGAAUAUUUACUACCUUUUAAUGUUAUUUCCUGUUCCCUGUGGAGAUUCCUGGGCUCAUUUUGGGAGUUUCUCAAAGGGAACUGCAAAGACGGAGAGGAAAACCCUGUCUGCCUUUGUUGGAGUAAAAGACACAAGAUCCCUUCUUGGAUCAUUCAACUAAAGUCGAGGGUUCGCAAAACAAUGACUGACCUUUGACCUCAGCUACAACUAUAUCAGAUGUAUCCAUCAUUUAUUGGCCUGGGGGGGUUUGUGCAUUCCCGCAGUUGAUCAAUAUUCUCAGAUUAUGCCUGGUCGUAGGAGGGGCGGUGUUCCUGGUGGUGUUUCUCGAAACGUUCUGACUGACUGAGACUCGAGAGGAGGGAAAACAAUGAAUUUUAACAAAUGUUUUCGUAGUAAAAAGUAUAACUUUGUUGAUGUUACCAGUCUUUUAAUAGCGGUACGAUUAUUACUAUUUUUUAUAUUUUUUAGAGUAAGUUGACCAUAAAAAGCAGUAUCUCUCUUGGAUUGGCACUAGCCUUGAGAGAGUGGCUGAACUACCACUUUGUAAUAGACGAGAGGAGAGGGUGCGGUCAGGAUAAAAACUAAAACCUGAAAAGCAACUUCAUCAGUUUUUUGUUCUGAGUUUUUUGCACUAUAAGUUUACAUGUGCUGUCACUUUAGCACACCUGGGCAAAGACACAUUGAAAAGGGACCAGGGGUGUAUUUAUUUUUCCUCUGAAAACCUUUGAGAUAACACCAAAACAAAAUGAAUACAAGUGCACAAUGAGAUUUUCAACACACUCUUGGACUCUUGCAACAUGUGUUUUGCCCUGGUGGUGAACAUCUUCUUUUCUGUCCGUUUUUACGCCGCUGGGUGAUUUUUCGAAAAGUCCUUCUGAAACUUUACGAACAGAAAACUCAUAUUCCAGCUGCAUUAUUACACUGCAUGAGAAAAUAAAUAAAGUUUACUGACUUGUAGUCAAAGCUAAUCUAUGACGUUGGAUUUGGCUAGAAUACAAUUGUCCGUUAUGUUGUCAAAAGUUGAGUAAAAUGCCAUUAAACCCUUUAUCAAUUUAAUUUAUUCUUAUGCACCUUUAUCAAAAAUAUAUAAUUGAUCAGGCUUUGCUAAAGAAAAAUGCUAAUUGAUUUAUGACAGACAUUCAUAUCAUAACACCUCAGGUUGAUUUCACUUUUUCAUUUCAAAGUGGGGUAAAUAAUGUUAAAUGUAGUUAAAAGGACCAGACUUUUGGUUUGAGACAAGCUUGGCGAAGAUGCCAAUAAUACAAAAUAAGUUUAAGCCUGCAACAAACCUUCAGUCUUUGCAUUUUACCAACUGAACAAAGAGAUAUAUUCAUGCAAGAAUAUAUUACAAAAUACACGUCAGGCUUUUUAAUUCCACAAAUAACGUUUUUCCUCUCAGUGGAUUAAUGCUACUGUAAGAACUAUACAACGACUUUUUUGACAAAUCACCCACUAUCAUUAUCUAUCCUAUCUGGUUUGGGUUUGGAUCGGCCAAACACAAGAUCUUAAGCCAAAGUCUCGAGGCUAAAUGAGCUAAAGAUGUUUGAGGUGUCGACCAGCCAUGACCAGAUUGUGAUCAACUCAGCACAUUUUACAUGUUUAAUUUAUGAAAAGCUUCAUCAUUUUUGCAUUAGAUCAGUCACCAGUGUCGUGGAAAAACGUUGUCUUUGAAACACAAACCUAUGCAGCUACUAUUUGUAUUAUAUGUUUCAAAAUAUUAGUCAGAAACAAUUGAGCUAUUUCAGAUUGAAAUCCAGACAAGGAGCAACUUUCCUAUUACUUUACAAGCUCAAUCUUGCUUAGACCAAAAGUUAUAGUUACUGUCAUUGGAUAACUGAGAAUGAACAACAAAUGCUCAAGACUCAGUGCCAUAACUUUGUUCCAAAGCCCCAUUAUUCCAAACCCCAAUUGUUCGAAAAAUGUCCUGUUGACAUGACCGGAGACCCAUUUGUAAAGAGCCCAGAAUCCCAAAAAUAGAGACGCAUUUUUUAGAAAUAGAAAUAGGAUUUUGUAAAUGCUCCAUUGGAAAAACAGGCCAUUGGGAAAAUGUGCCAUGAGGAAAAUAGCCAGGGUUUGUCUGUGUUAAACCAAAAUAUACCUAGGAGUCAUUUAAAGAUGGCCGCUGCUGAGCAAGUUUUCCAGAACACUGAUGUGACGGCGCUUGAAGCUUUUAUGUUUCCUCUAAAUUCUACGAAGAGUUUCUUUUCAGAAGCGAAGGAACAAAUUGAUAAACUCGGAUUCAUAUUUAGACUUUAUUCACAAGUUUCAUUUGUUAUUAAAAAAAAAAAAAAUGUAUGCACGGUUUUACAAAUGAUCUUUCCUGGGGCAGGUCAACCCAGAGUAGGCCUACAGUUGUAUAUACAGUAUACAUAUUUUAGCGUAAAAAUGAUCGAUAUCAAAGUGAUAUCCCAUUUUGAAAAGAGACUCUUCUAUUCAAAUCACCUUGUUAUUUAUUUAUUUAUUGAGUUUUUUUCAGAUUGAUUGCUUUAUUUUAUUUAAGAUUUUUUAAUUAUUUUGGCACGCUUUAGCUGCAUCCAGAAAGAUUUCGAGCGAGACAGCUCUUUAUCCAUUUUGCACAGAGAAACAAAAAGAAAGGGGGGGGGAUAAUGGCGCGUCUAGCAAUAAUGGUUUGCCGAUACCCUUUCAAGUGGAAAACAUUUGACUUCACUGAAGUUUUCUCACUGUAUGAAUCUGAGGAGUAAUGAUUGCCACAAAAACACGAUGUACACACAGGUGCAUACAGUGUCACCAGGCCGAUGUGAAGCAGUGUUUGCGCUUGUUUUUAUUAAGAUGAAGUGUCAAAGUGUGUGUGUACAGUCUGCUUUGAUCUCAAUAUUUCGAACAACCUCUCUCUCUCUGUCUCUGUUGUCGUGGUCACCCGAGGGAUAUUUACUAAGCGCUUUACUAGACUUUAGAAAAGUAACAAAAAAAAACAAAAAAAAUCAGUUUUACUGGCACCGUCUGGACUCUAUUUCUACUAGAUUCUAUUGAGAAUAGACAACCAUAUAAACUAGGUAAAUACUUAAGACACUGCUGAACUCUGCUGUGAGGCGUAUUUCAGGUUGCAGUUGUGCUGAAGGGCUUUUCAGUAGCAAUAGACCCAGAGUGUGCCUGCUACAUAUGACCCCACACCCCAAGCCAUGCUCUCAUUGGUUGACUGAUAAAGUGCUUGAUUGGCAGACUGGUUGAGGCUUUGAUUUCUUGACUGGCAGACUGAGUGAUUAUUUGACUGGUCGGUUGGCUGAUUUAUGAAAUUAUUCUUAUGCUUUUUGAUAUUGAACGAGGUUCGUCCCCCUCUAUCACCGCUGUGACUCUUCCUCGUAAAGUUGUCCAACAAACAGCACAGAGAGCUGAUUGGCUGAUUUGGUUCUCUAUUUUUUACUUAAAGGUCAAAAAGCUUCAGAUUUGCUAAAGACUACAGGAAAAAAAAGUGCAUUUUGCCCCUUUUUUUUGGAUUUAGGGGAUUUUUUCUCGCAGUACUGUGAGGGGCCAAUGGUGGAAAUUGGCAGCUUAAAAGAGUACUUAUUUAUUUAUCAGUUACUCACCUAGUUUCAUUUUAAUGCAUGGAAGAAAGUUUUGCUUUUCUCACAUCCUAACACGAACAAAGUUGUGUGGAAUUGAAGUGUUGUGGCCAAGUUCAGCAACUUCCAAACUUUCUUAAACACAUGCAUUUGAACUUAAAUCUUGCUAUUCAAAAACACUUCUGCACAGACAGUCUAAUGCACAGACUUGCAGCGACCUUGCACAACAUAAAACACAAGUUGAAGAAGAGUUUCAAAUGAUAAGAUUUAAGUAAAAUGCCUGUUUUGGGGAAAUAGUGAGCAUAUAACGGGAUUAAUAAGACCUGGAUAAUAAUACAGUCCUGAAGUGUUUGCAAGUUUGUAAACAUAUGCUAAAGAUUUGCUUUUGUUAAACCUGGACUUGAUCUAUUUCCAUUUCCCGUUGAGGCAUGUGGGAAAAGCAACGUUUUUUCAAGUAUUAAUCGUAACACACGUUGAGUAACUGAUUAAAAUGGUCAUUUUAAGGUUAAACUGUUCCACUCUAUCUCACAAUGUCACUUCUUAAGCAACAGCAGAGGAACAAAAUGCACAACGUUGGCCUCCCAGUGUAACUUUAGUGAAUCUGGAACUCUAGACUCUGGUUUGCACUGAGCACAAAAACACAGUCAACAUUUACUGUCAGUAUCAGGGCAGUACGUGGUACAACAUCAGCUCUCCGUACAUGAACUGCACUCUGACGACUCACUACUGGCGGGAAAAACCUUCAAAAUAACCCCCGACAUGUCACUGUCACUUUACUUUCUGUUGCGAUUUGGACGAAUUAAAGCAAAAAACUCUUAUUUUGGAGGAAAACUGCCACCUUUGCUCUGAGCUUCGGGUCGGUCCAUGUGGUGCUACCAAGGGGUUCGGAAGAGUCCAAAUUAAGAUUGGAGGGGGGGGGGGGGGGAGUGUUAAAACACAAACUGAGAAUCUGCCUUCUUUUACCCGUUUCAAAACCAAAAGCUGCUUUGUCACCUUCAAAAUAAAACGAUCUGCGGAAUCAACACGGAGGAAAUGCACAGAAAACAAGUUUCAUUGUUCAUUAUUAUUACUAUUGUUACUAUAAACUGUGUGAUAAAUGCAAUACAACAGUUAUGUAAACAGGCAGUGAGUGAUGCUGUAUCUAAUUUACAGAAUGAGGAUAAUAACGAUGAUGUUUUUACUGUUUUUCGUCGUCAUUAAUUUGCUUUUUUCCAAGCGUUCUCUCACUGCUUAUUAACCACGUCGCCCCGUUUACACUGAGCUGGUUUCACAACAGUUGUUCAAAUCUCUCUGGCUUCAUAUCAGUUCCACAGAAACCUCAUAUCUCAAGAAAGAUGCCUUUUUUCAGAUUAUGUCAAAUGUUACCGCUCCUGACACCUCGUGAAUUGUCCUUAUUCCAGCAAGAAAAUUGGGGAAAUUCAUCAAAAAUGUCUACAAAAAGCGAAUGGAAAAAUAUAAAAAGUUGGAGAUAAGAGGUUUCUAGAAACAAACGGUUUGCUGUGGUUUUUGCUGAAAAUGCAGAUGCACAUUAUAUUUGGAGGAUGAAAACCUUGUAAAUCAAAUAAUAAUUCAAUUCUCCAUCACUGAGAACUGAAUGCUUAAAAAAAAAGUAUAUUUCCAAAACAAGUUACUAGGUUUUCCUCCGACCUCUCGCUCUGCAGCCGUUGUUAAAGUUGUGUGAAACCUCAGUGUAAAGAGGGCGGACGCCGUGCCUCAGUGACCCCACCUUGGUGUUUUAGAGACAAUAAUAAUAACUACAAUGAUUAUGAUAUGAAUAUAUAUAUAUAUAUAUAU
Molecule: messenger RNA, 11586 nt
Organism: Gymnodraco acuticeps
Lineage: Eukaryota; Metazoa; Chordata; Actinopteri; Perciformes; Bathydraconidae
Product: sodium channel protein type 4 subunit alpha-like
Biological process (GO): neuronal action potential; sodium ion transmembrane transport; membrane depolarization during action potential
Cellular component (GO): axon; voltage-gated sodium channel complex; plasma membrane
Molecular function (GO): voltage-gated sodium channel activity; protein binding
Source: RefSeq, a predicted model, not a curated record